Enterobius vermicularis (human pinworm) is the source of this 2100-nucleotide messenger RNA. NCBI's taxonomy places the organism in Eukaryota, Metazoa, Nematoda, Chromadorea, Rhabditida, Oxyuridae. The record is from the annotation of a GenBank genome assembly.
UUGCAGUUUUUUAUAACCCUAAACUGUAGAAAAAGUUACAACGAUUUUUACUGUUGCCACUGCUGCUUUCAGAUAUCUGUAAUCGAUUUUGCUUCGUUACCAAAAGUGGCUAUCCCAAUAAAACCUUUCCAAGGACAACAAGAAGUUCUGGACAGAGUUGCUGGAAUUGAAUUUUCUGGAGGAAAUGCUAAAAUUUACGCAGCUAUCGAUCUUGGAUUAAGUGAACUGAAUAGACUUCGCCGGUCUAACGCAACCCAAGUUAUCAUACUACUAUCAGACGGUCAUGGCGAGGAGUACUGGAGUAGCGUCCAGGAAACCAGUAAACGACUUCGAGAUGCAAAAGUUGAAACAUUUGCUGUUACUUCAAGCGAGGACUAUAAUUUAGGUAACUUAGUGCCAUAUGCAGGAGAUAAAAGUCGAGUUUUCGCCAAUACGAAGCAAACCAACUUUAUAAAUACGAUUACAACGCUGCUUAACAACUGCCUUAAAUCUGACCUGAAAGGUCCACCUGGUUCAGUCACAACUCCAAUCAAAUUGCCAACUCUGCCACUUGUUGCUCCUGAACCGACUGAAGAUGUUCGCUCAGAAAAUAUAAUCAUCAGUUCGACUCCCUCCACCGAAUCACCAGAUACCAGCACCACCAAUGAAAUUUCAACUACUGAACAAGUCUUAACCACAAGUGAGAGUACUACUGAGACUUUUGUUGGCACACCUGAUUUAGCGGAAGAAAUCGAUGUAUUCGGAAUAAUCGCUACCCAGGGUAUUAUCGCAAGCGAGGAUUUUUCCACUUCCAGCGAUAACUUGGCAAGUACGGAACAGCAAAUGCCAACUUUUGCUGAAGAAACCAAAAAAACUGAGUCGCACACCACAGAAAUAGUAGCUCGCGUCGAGAAAGAAUUAAAUAAACAAGCAACCGAAGCACCUGAACUUUGGACUGAAAAAGAAGGCAGUACGUCUGUAGAGAAAGAAAGUACAGCUAAUGAAAGUUUAGAAGCUACUACUGCCAUAACUGAAAAAACUAACAGUUCGACAGAAGACAAUGUGAAAAAACCAACCACGGUUACAAAGAAAAAACAGUGCGAUGUAGAUGUGGUCUUUGUAAUCGAUCGUUCGGCUGGUUCUACACCCUUAUUCGACAAGCAGAUCAGUUUUGCGACAUCGUUGGUUGACAAACUUCUGUCUAAUAGUGCAAACCUAAAACGUCUUCAAAUAGGAGCCAUUAGUUUUGCUUCGGAGGCUCAAGUUGACUUGGAAUUUGGUUUGGAUCGUGAAGCGAAAAUCAUUGAUAAGGAAAUACUGGCUAUCAAUCAAACGGUUGAUGAAACAUCGCUGGUUUCUGGGAUUUCUUUAGCAAUAAAGGUUCCAUUUGCCCAAUCUACCCGGAGGCCCAAUGCUGAACUAGUAAUGUUUUUAAUUUCGGACGGAAAAAGUCAAGAAGAUCUACAAGUGAUUGCUAAACAAACGGGGUCGGCGACCUUGCUCAUCUUACAUACUUUGCCAAAAGGUCAUUUUUAUGCUGCGAGCUUCAAUGAUGACAACAAAGCAAUUGAUUUGGAAAAACUUGCGCUUUUUGCUAGUAGUAAACAUCAUGUAUUUAUCGAUAGACCUUCCAGUCCUUUUGUAAAUAAAGCAGUUUGGCUACAUGAAGUUCAGAACAAAGAUGAUAUUAACAACUGCGUUUGGGGCACUGAUGAAGGAACGGAGGUUGCAACAAAAAAACCAACCGAAUAUAAAAGCGCUGAAAAGACUCCAUUAGACCUGGUUAUAUUGCUGGACCAAACAGCUCCAAAAGCUGAUCAUUUUACAAAAAGUAAAACAGCUGUAAUUGAACUGCUGCAAAGCCUGGAACCAAAGGUGUUCAAUUCUUAUGUAAAUACAGCUUUGGUAACAUUCAAUGAUGAACCAGAACUUAUAACAAGCUUAAAAGUGCAAACUCCACAAAGCGGUUUAGUCAAAAUAAUUGAUGAACUUGAACAAAAACUUGAAGUCUCUUCAGUCGCAAAAGGUUAUUCUUUGCUUCUUCGCAACCUCGUUAUUUUCAAAACACCCCAACUACAGAUUAUCAACAUCAAAACUCCAAACUUUGGCAAUUUUUUAUGA